AUGUUUUUGGAUAAGAUAAAUUUCUGGCAACGAAGAAAGCCCCAAGCAUUAGCACGUCAAGUGUUUGUUAAUGAGCCACUACCGAAAAGUAAACUUGAUGCAAAAGGACGACCAGUUCAAAAAUAUGUCACAAACAAAGUAAAAACUUCGAAAUAUUCCAUCUUAACAUUUAUACCAAAAAAUUUGUACGAGCAAUUUCGGCGUGUAGCCAACUUUUUUUUUUUCGCGUUGGUCAUAUUGCAAUGGCUUCCAGAAUUCGCGACUAUAAAUCCUGUCGUGUCGGCAUUGCCUAUGUUUAUUAUUAUAAGUAUUACGGCUAUAAAGGAUGGAUUUGAAGAUUGGAAACGUCAUGUAACAGACAAGACUUUAAAUAAUCGAAAGACAUGGACACUUCGGAAUUGGCAAAAUUAUAAUUACGCUGAUUUUCAUUCAUUGUCUACUAUUCAGCGUAUAAAAUCAUUUCUUACGCGAGAAUCAAUACAAAGACCUGAUCAAAAAGGAGAACCUGAAUGGCAAGAAACUCUAUGGAAAGAUGUGCGAGUGGGCGAUUUCAUCAAACUUAAAAAUGAUGACUUUAUUCCAGCUGAUGUUCUUAUACUUUCCACAUCUGAGCCGAAUUCCUUAUGUUAUGUCGAAACUAAAAAUCUCGAUGGUGAAACAAAUUUAAAAAUUCGACAAACAGUUCCCGAAACAGAUCACCUCAAUACACCGAAAGACUGCGCAUCUAUUAAAUUCUAUGUAGAUUCUGAACCACCGACCACGAAUUUAUUCAGCUAUAAUGCAACUUUAGUAUUUCCAGAAGGUCUACCAGGUCGACCACGUCCUCGUAGUGGCGCAAUAAGAGUGCCGAUUAAUUUGAAUGCAAUGUUAUUGAGAGGUUGUGUAUUGAAAAACACAGAAUGGGUAAUUGGAGUAGUGGUGUUUACUGGAACUGACACGAAACUUGCGUUGAAUUCUGGUAAAACUCCAUCGAAGCGAAGUCGAAUUGAAAAACAAAUGAAUCCGCAAAUAGGAAUUAAUUUGGCUCUAAUGGUAAUCUUGUGCGUUUUAUGUGCCAUUGGAACAAGGAUUUGGGAAGCGAUCUACGUAAACAGAGAUUCUCCUUUUUUGAAUCAAAAAGGAACCAGUACUGAUAAACCUGGAUUCAACGCUUUCAUUGCUUUUUGGAAUGCAAUGGUCACAUUUCAGAAUAUUGUCCCGAUUUCUCUUUAUCUCUCAAUCGAAUUUAUUAAAAGCGUUCAAGCUUUCUUCAUUUACAUGGAUGACGAAAUGCGAUAUAAAAAGACUGAUACGCCGUGUAUUCCAAAAAAUUGGAAUUUAUCUGACGAUUUGGGUCAAAUUGAAUAUAUAUUUUCGGACAAAACUGGCACACUUACCCAAAAUGUGAUGGAGUUUCGAAGAUGUUCCAUAGCGGGAAAGAUAUAUCACGGAACUAUACCAGAAACCCAAAAAAUAGAUAUAGAUAUUGCGGAACCAAAAAACAACUCUAAAAUUUUAGAUCCAUUAAAGAAUUCUAGCACAUUGAGUUCAUCUGCAGAACCGGACAAACUUCCUUUUACUGAUGUGGAAUUAUUGAACGAUAUGAAUAAUCCGAAUGAUUUAAAACAUGCAGAGGCAAUUAAGAAUUUUUGGAUACUUUUAGCUGUGUGUCAUACUGUUCUUGUCAGCACAACACCGGAAGGCGAGCAGAAUUAUAAGGCUCAAUCACCUGAUGAAGCAGCGCUUGUCAAGGCGGCAAAAGAUAUUGGUUUUACUUUCCGAUCUCGUGAAUCUAACACCAUUUUUAUUACUGACCCAGAGGGUAGAGAAAUUCAAUAUGAGUUAUUAAAUAUUUUAGAAUUCACCAGUGCAAGGAAAAGAAUGAGUAUAAUUUUAAAAUCUCCCGAAGAUGGGACAAUCACAUUGUUUUGUAAAGGUGCCGAUAAUGUUAUCUUUGAACGAUUAAGAACCGGCCAAGAUUAUAUGUUGAACACUACUGGUGAACAUUUAGAAGAAUUUGCAAAAGAAGGUCUGAGAACUUUGUGUUUGGCGAAAAAGACUAUUGACGUCAAAGAAUAUGAAAAAUGGAAUAUCGAAUACCGUGAAGCUUCGACAUCAAUUACUGAACGCGAAAAAAGGGUUGAAACCGUUUGUAAUCAAAUUGAACAAAAUCUCACUCUUCUUGGAGCAACUGCUAUUGAGGAUCGUCUUCAAGAUGGCGUUCCUGAAUGUAUCGCAACUCUGAAACGUGCUGGUAUCAAAAUUUGGGUUUUGACUGGUGAUAAGAUGGAGACAGCAAUUAGUAUUGGAUUCUCCACUUGUCUGUUGAGUAAAGAGAUGAGUUUGAUAGUUAUACGUGGCGGUGCAUAUGGGGAAUCAGGUAGCGCAUAUGAGCAGAUGAGAAAUGCUGUGGAAAAAUUCUUCGGCACAGACCCAGAAAUUCAACAAAAAAUUCAAUCAACUGAAGUCCCACCGGUGAAUCAACUUAAAAACGCUCCGAGUACUUCCACAUCACAUACACGUGAAAUGAGCACCGGAUCAGUAUAUUCAAUGAUGUCGGGUGUAUCGACGACUCCUCGUGCUGGUGGUCACGCUCUCAUAAUUGAUGGCGUAGCUCUUAAACAUGCAUUAGAAGAGCCAUGGAGUCGAGAUUUAUUACUGGAUCUCGCCUGUCGCUGUAAAGGAGUUAUAUGUUGUCGUGUGUCCCCUCUACAAAAAGCAAAAGUAGUUGAACUAGUUAAACAAGGAAAAUCCGUGUUGACUUGUGCUAUUGGUGAUGGUGCUAAUGACGUUAGUAUGAUCCAGGCCGCACAUGUUGGAAUUGGUGUGGCUGGCGAAGAAGGACUACAGGCUGUCAUGGCUUCAGAUUACGCUAUAGCUCAAUUUCGAUAUUUGACGCGUCUAUUGCUUGUUCAUGGUCAUUACGCAUAUGUCCGUAAUACAUCAAUGAUUUUGAAUUUCUUUUACAAAAAUCUUAUCGGUGUUGCAGUUUUGGCAAUAGGCGUGUUUGAUCGAGAUUUCUCGGACAGAGUUGCAAUCGAAAUCCCUGAAUUAUAUCAAUGGGGAAUUUUACAGAAAGCCUUUUCAAUGUUCCGAUUCUUCAUCUACAUGGCCGAAGGACUUUAUCAAUCAUUGGUGUGCUUCUUUGUACCGUAUUUUGCAUAUCAACGAGGGACUGUCAAUCAUAAAGGACGUGAACCAGAUAUUUUAGAAAUGGGUACUACGAUGGCCGUGGCUUGUAUAAUGCUAGCGAAUUUAUUUGUUGGAUUCAAUAUGCAAUGCUGGACGGUACUUCACUUCGUAACGGUAUUUGGGUCAAUCGCGUUGAUCUACAUUUAUAUUGCGAUUUACGCUCUUCUUCCAAUUUCAGAGAUUUAUGGAUACGAAGAAGCUAUUUACGGUAAUGCAGUGUUUUGGCUUUGUCUUUUAUUAACAGUGGUCCUCUCAUUGCUACCCCGAUACUUGGUCAGAUACACACAACGACUUUUGAGACCCCAUGAUAUUGAUAUCGUACAAGAAAUUUGUAAACAAGAUCCGAAUCAUGAUUUCAUACAUGAUCCUAAUUUCAUGCCGCCAUAUGCUACAAAUCUUCGAAGACAACGUACUUGUGAUUCAAAACAUACAACAUCCGAAUCUGUAAAACCAUUAUAUAACGACCGGGAACUGUCACAAUCUCCACGUACAAGUUUCGCAACAGAUCGUACAAUGUCUAUGUCUAUAUUACAUGAUUCAGCAUCAAACAUACCACCGGCACCCUUAAUCCCAAUGGAAUAUAUAGCAGUCUCGAAUGAUACGAUUGAAGGAACCGCAAGCAUGACCAACAUGCGAACUGGAAUAACAACAUCAAUGCGUGGUUAUGCUUUCUCACAAGAAGAAGGCGCUGGGCAAAUGAUUAUGCCAUCGUUAAGACGCCGUAAGACAAAUCCAGGGCCAUUGGGAAGAGUUAGCUCAAUGGAUUACGAAUCAGGAUCUUUACGUCGUCUAAGUUUACCAGAUGUUCGAAGUGCAAGGGAUGUACUUGACAUUUUAGGUGGUAAUAUACCAGUUAUUGAAGGUGAUGAAAAUGUGACUGAGCGAAUACGCAUGGUACACUUUACCGAUGUUACAAGAGAGGAUAGUUUCGACAGUAGUAUUAUUAGUGAAAAUGGUGUUGCUGAUUUUAGUAGUAAUAAUAAUUCGAUGAAUACUGAUUCUGAUAUUCAGGAAAAAAAAAAAUUAGAAGCAGAAGCAACAUUAAUAAUUUUGGUUUUAAACACCUCUUUAUCAUGA
Ambispora leptoticha is the source of this 4248-nucleotide messenger RNA. The record is from the annotation of a GenBank genome assembly. NCBI's taxonomy places the organism in Eukaryota, Fungi, Glomeromycota, Glomeromycetes, Archaeosporales, Ambisporaceae.